GCUGGUUCCUGCGACCAUGUUACUUGCUCCUUGGUUGAUUACUGUUCAAUCCUCUACCAUGCGCCAUUUCCCCUCCGUAUCUUCCGAUCUGCAACCUCGACCGUCAGUCCGCUGAUCCCUCGCGCUCGUCUUGUGCGGGCUCAUCGCGAUUCCAAAAUCCAAGAAUUCCACGGCCGAGCGAGCAUGGGCGGCCAGGAUAAGCAGGUCGCCUUCGAGGACCCUCACUCCAGCGCCAGCGAUGAGGAUGCCAAGGCCGUCGAGGUAACCUUCGACGCCGGCAGCGUCUACCGUCGCAAGAGCUCCCUCGUCCCCUCCGAGGCGCCAAUCCCCAAGCUGCGCCAGCAGCACAACGACAAGACGCAAUGUCUCGUCCACCAGUUCCUCGAGUCGCAGAAGCGGGCCCGCCACGCGCAGCACGAGCACCAGCAGCAUGAGAAGGACAGGCACCACGAGCACCACGUCGACAGCGCCUCCAUCUCCGAGAACGGCCUGUCCGACCAGCGACUCGUCGAGCCCAAGGGCAAGUGCGCCAUCCUCUCCCGCGGUACCGACGCCGACGCCGGCAGUGACACCGGCCAGACCGACGAGCACGAGUGGGCCAAGCAGAUCGCCAAGUCGACCUCGGACGUCGACAAGUCCCAUGCCGAGGCCGAGCACGAGCUGCACAGCCGCCUGCUGACCAAGAAGCAGCUGAGCGAGAUGGCCUGGGGCGUCAGGGAGCUGAGCAGGCGGCUGGGGAGCAUGCGGCUCAAGUUCCGCGUGCGCAACGUCUUCAUAUUGACCAAGGUCUACGAUCGCGACCUGAUCCCCAAGGCGCGGGAGCUGGCCCGGUGGCUGCUGGACAAGGACCGGGACGUGAGGUAUACGGUAUACCUGGAGCGGGACCUGAAGACCAACAAGCAGUUCAACGCCGAGGGGCUGGUCGAAGAAUUAAAGAAGGAUUAUAUCCAGGCCGGCGAGCUCGAGGAUGAGAAUGCGCACACAAUAUCGCGACGCCUGAGAUGGUGGGACGAGCACAUGUGCCGGACGAGGCCACACACUUUCGACUUCGCCAUAACCCUGGGCGGCGACGGCACGGUGCUCUACGCCAGCUGGCUAUUCCAGCGCAUCGUGCCGCCCGUGUUGAGUUUUGCGCUGGGGAGCCUGGGCUUCCUGACCAAGUUCGACUUUGAGGACUACCAGAACACACUCAGCGGGGCCUUUAAGGAGGGCGUAACCGUUAGUCUCAGGUUACGAUUCGAGGGAACCAUCAUGAGAAGCCAGAAGGGAAAGCGGCAUCCAGGCCUGAUAGCGGACGGCACCGCCGGUAGUUCAACCACUUCAAGUGAGGAAGACGAGGAGAGCACGCUGCGAGACCGGGACCUGGUAGAAGAGCUGAUUGGUGAAGAAAAAGAGGACGAGCACACACACAAGCCUGACGGAACGUACGAGAUACUAAACGAGAUCGUGGUAGACCGGGGGCCGAACCCGACAAUGUCUUAUCUUGAAAUCUUCGGCGACGACGAGCACUUCACCUCAGUCCUCGCCGACGGCAUAUGCGUGUCGACCCCUACCGGAUCGACAGCCUACAACCUCGCUGCUGGCGGCUCACUCUGCCACCCAGAGAACCCGGUGAUGCUGGUGACAGCCAUCUGUGCGCACACGCUGUCCUUCCGGCCCAUCAUCCUGCCCGACACCAUUGUACUGCGGGUGGGCGUGCCGUUCUCGGCGCGCACGAGCUCCUGGGCCAGCUUCGACGGCCGCGAGAGGGUCGAGCUGUUCCCGGGCGACUAUGUCACCAUCUCGGCCAGCCGCUUCCCCUUCGCCAGCGUCCAGGCCGAGGGUCGCCGCUCGGAGGACUGGGUAAAUAGUAUCAGCGGCAAGCUCGGGUGGAACACGAGACAGAAGCAGAAGGCCUAUAAGGAGUGGGAGCACUGAGGAUCCGCGGCGGCCGCCGCCGCCGUGGCACGACUGUAGUGUGUGAGAUCGCUUUGCGGGACCGACGGGCGUAUAUAUAGUGCGGGCGUUGGAAUUGGCAAUCACAUAGCGGGGGCUAACCAUCUUGAUGAGCGAACGACUUGCAUUCUAGACAAAGCAAGAGGAAUAAAUUUCGCCCAAUGAGCAGACCUGGUGUCUGUCACUUGCGAAGAUCGCAGGCGGGCGGGUCGAAACGGACAAACACCGGAAAUAGAAACAUCAAUGGCACCGCAUAAUCGCG
Diaporthe batatas is the source of this 2197-nucleotide messenger RNA. RefSeq lists its product as uncharacterized. Gene Ontology annotation, molecular function: NAD+ kinase activity. Gene Ontology annotation, biological process: NAD+ metabolic process; NADP+ biosynthetic process. NCBI's taxonomy places the organism in Eukaryota, Fungi, Ascomycota, Sordariomycetes, Diaporthales, Diaporthaceae. The transcript has 3 exons. Bases 184 to 1917 code for a protein of 577 amino acids. The record is from RefSeq and is a predicted model, not a curated record.